Messenger RNA from Kickxella alabastrina, 312 nucleotides. RefSeq names its product histone-fold-containing protein. Gene Ontology annotation, cellular component: nucleosome. The record is from RefSeq and is a predicted model, not a curated record. Gene Ontology annotation, biological process: nucleosome assembly. The transcript has a single exon. Lineage: Eukaryota; Fungi; Kickxellomycota; Kickxellomycetes; Kickxellales; Kickxellaceae. Bases 1 to 312 code for a protein of 103 amino acids. Gene Ontology annotation, molecular function: structural constituent of chromatin; protein heterodimerization activity; DNA binding.
AUGUCUGGCCGCGGAAAGGGAGGAAAGGGACUCGGAAAGGGAGGAGCCAAGCGUCACCGCAAGAUUCUUCGUGAUAACAUCCAGGGCAUCACCAAGCCCGCCAUUCGCCGUCUCGCUCGCCGUGGUGGUGUCAAGCGUAUCUCGGGCCUCAUCUACGAGGAGACCCGCGGUGUCCUUAAGGUUUUCCUCGAGAACGUCAUCCGUGACGCCGUCACCUACACCGAACACGCCAAGCGCAAGACCGUCACUUCCCUUGACGUGAUCUACGCUCUCAAGCGCCAGGGCCGCACUCUGUACGGCUUCGGCGGUUAA